CCCGCGCUGUGUGUUUGGCCCGGCAGCCGCGUCUGGGCCCGGCACGUUCGCCCAUCGCAGCCUCUUCUCAGCACAGACAUGGCCUCGGGCGCUGCUACCACUGCGGUGAAGAUUGGAAUAAUUGGUGGAACAGGCCUGGAUGAUCCAGAAAUUUUAGAAGGAAGAACUGAAAAAUACGUGGAUACUCCAUUUGGCAAGCCAUCUGAUGCCUUAAUUUUGGGGAAGAUAAAAAAUGUUGAUUGUGUCCUCCUUGCAAGACAUGGGAGGCAUCACACCAUCAUGCCUUCAAAAGUCAACUACCAGGCGAACAUCUGGGCUCUGAAGGAGGAGGGCUGUACACAUGUCAUAGUGACAACGGCUUGCGGCUCCUUGAGGGAGGAGAUUCAGCCGGGUGACAUCGUUGUCAUCGAUCAGUUCAUUGACAGGACCACCAUGAGGCCCCAGACCUUCUAUGAUGGAUGUCAUUCCUGUACCAGAGGAGUAUGCCAUAUUCCAUUGGCUGAGCCGUUCUGCCCCAAAACAAGAGAGGUUCUCAUAGAGACUGCUAAGAAGCUAGGACUCCGGUGCCACUCAAAGGGGACAAUAGUCACAAUCGAGGGACCUCGGUUUAGCUCCCGGGCAGAAAGCUUCAUGUUCCGCACCUGGGGGGCAGAUGUUAUCAAUAUGACCACAGUUCCAGAGGUGGUUCUUGCCAAGGAGGCUGGAAUUUGCUAUGCAGGCAUCGCCAUGGCAACAGAUUAUGAUUGCUGGAAGGAGCAUGAGGAAGCAGUUUCAGUAGACCGGGUUUUAAAGACCCUGAAAGAAAAUGCCAACAAAGCCAAAAGUUUACUCCUUACUGCCAUACCUCAGAUAGGAUCCAUGGAAUGGUCAGAAACCCUCCAUAACCUGAAGAAUAUGGCCCAGUUUUCUGUUUUAUUACCAAGACACUAAAAUCGUUUUUUAUUACUGCUCAGAAGAAAAGAAGACUUUACAGUUAUUUUGGAUAUUUUGCUUACCUUGAGGGGAAAACAAAACAAAAACUUGGGAAAGACAUGCAGCUU
Molecule: messenger RNA, 1040 nt
Organism: Marmota flaviventris (yellow-bellied marmot)
Lineage: Eukaryota; Metazoa; Chordata; Mammalia; Rodentia; Sciuridae
Gene: Mtap
Product: methylthioadenosine phosphorylase
Biological process (GO): nucleoside metabolic process
Cellular component (GO): cytosol
Molecular function (GO): S-methyl-5-thioadenosine phosphorylase activity
Source: RefSeq, a predicted model, not a curated record